Messenger RNA from Knipowitschia caucasica, 1449 nucleotides. The record is from the annotation of a GenBank genome assembly. NCBI's taxonomy places the organism in Eukaryota, Metazoa, Chordata, Actinopteri, Gobiiformes, Gobiidae.
AUGCUCUGGAGAAACUGCUUCUUUGUUGUCCUCUCUCUGCUGUCAAUGACGCGGACGGUCACUGCGCAGUUCUUUGCGACGCCUCUUGACUGUAGGAAGAGCUGUUUGUGUGCCAGUAACAUCAUCAGCUGCUCCAAGACAAACCUGACACAGAUCCCCACAGAGCUCCCUGCCUUCACCGCCGUCCUGGACCUCAGCUUUAACUCCAUCAGUCGAGUGAAGGCAGACUGGACGCCCCACAGACUGGGGCGCCUCCACACAUUGCAGCUCAGCCAUAAUGGGCUGUACUUCCUCUCCACAGAGGCCUUUGUGUAUGUGACUCGCCUGCGUCUUCUGGACCUGUCCUCCAACAACCUGAAGCAGCUGGAUGAGUUCAUCUUUGAGCCUCUUGAGCACCUGGAGGUGCUGCUGCUCUACAACAACAGGAUCACUCAGAUCGACCGCUCUGCCUUUGCCGGCCUCAUGAAUCUGCAAAAACUCUACAUGAGCAACAACCAGGUGUCCCGCUUCCCCCUGGAGCUGGUCAAAGAGCGCAGUCGGCUGGAGACACUCAAGCUGCUAGACGUGUCUGGGAACAAGAUCAAAAAUCUGCCUCUGAAUGAUCUGCAGGAGCUGCCUGCCUGGGUCAAAAAUGGAUUGUACUUCCAUAGAAACCCAGUGCCCUGCAGCUGUGAUCUGUACGACCUUGUGGCUCGUUGGUUCAACAUGGAGCUCAGCUCAGUUGUGGACUACAGGGACGAACACUCCUGUGUCAUGCCAGGCCCAGCUAAGAAUAAGCUGGCUGUCAUGGACCUGAACAAAGUUUACCUGAACUGCAGUGAGGUAACGGUGAUGAACAGAGAGUCUUUUCUUGAGCAGUUCCUGGUUCUCGACUGUGACACGCGACAGAAGAAUGUGGUGAAGAGCUGGGUGCUGCCCAGGAACAUUCUGCUGUCCCCAGCUCAUAAAACAGCUUUGAUGCUGGAUGGUGGAAGCCUGCAAAUUGGGCCACUCACAGCUGAGGAUUCUGGUGUUUACACCUGCUAUGCCACUGGAGAGGCUUUCAAUGAAACCCUCUAUGUGACUGUGUUGGUGUUCAACGGGACAAUGAGUGGGGGGCUGGAGAACCUGAAGACCGCCUACACCACUCUGGUGGGCUGUCUGAUCACUCUGGUCUUGGUGCUCAUUUACCUUUAUCUCACACCCUGCCGCUGCCCCUGCUGUCCAGGACAAGACUUAGAGAAAAUUGAUCCCAGGGAUAGUCUGCACUCCUCCACCGUCAGCAUCGCUAACAGGGCUCAGGGUGAAACGGGACAGGCCUUCUCCUACAAACAUGUGGGCUUCAUGGAUGAGCAGCUGAAGCAGAAUGGUCGUCUGAACCCGAUUGGAGAGGAGGAUGAGGAGUGGCAGGGCGAGGCCACAGAGCGGGGCACCAGCUCAGGGCACCGCUACUCACCGAUGGUUGUGUAG